Nyctereutes procyonoides (raccoon dog) is the source of this 3170-nucleotide messenger RNA. It is a transcript of the gene SLC22A3, whose product is annotated as solute carrier family 22 member 3. Gene Ontology annotation, cellular component: membrane. Gene Ontology annotation, biological process: transmembrane transport. Bases 33 to 1694 code for a protein of 553 amino acids. The transcript is spliced from 11 exons. Gene Ontology annotation, molecular function: transmembrane transporter activity. NCBI's taxonomy places the organism in Eukaryota, Metazoa, Chordata, Mammalia, Carnivora, Canidae. The record is from RefSeq and is a predicted model, not a curated record.
GUCGGGCCCGGCGGCGGCCGGCCGCGCGCACCAUGCCCUCCUUCGACGAGGCGCUGCAGAGGGCCGGCGAGUUCGGGCGCUUCCAGCGGCGCGUGUUCCUGCUGCUGUGCCUGACGGGCGUCACCUUCGCCUUCCUCUUCGUCGGCGUGGUCUUCCUGGGCAGCCAGCCCGAGCGCUUCUGGUGCCGCGGGCCGAGCGCCGCCGCGCUGGCCGAGCGCUGCGGCUGGAGCCCCGAGGAGGAGUGGAACCGCACGGCGCCCCCCGAGCCCCCCGAGCCCCGCGGCGCCCGCAGCUGCCGGCGCUACCUCCUGGAGGCGGCCAACGCCAGCGCCGCGGCGGGCGCGCUCAGCUGCGCGGACCCGCUCGCCGCCUUCCCCAACCGCUCGGCGCCGCUCGUGCCGUGCCGGGGCGGCUGGCGCUACGCCCAGGCCCGCUCCACCAUCGUCAGCGAGUUUGACCUUGUGUGCAUCAAUGCUUGGAUGCUGGACCUCACGCAAGCCGUCCUAAAUCUGGGCUUCUUGGCUGGAGCCUUCACCUUGGGCUAUGCAGCAGACAGGUACGGCCGACUAGUCAUUUACCUAAUAUCCUGUUUCGGUGUUGGUGUCACCGGUGUUGUGGUGGCAUUUGCACCAAAUUUCCCUGUGUUUGUGGUCUUCCGCUUCCUACAAGGUGUGUUUGGAAAGGGGACAUGGAUGACCUGUUACGUGAUUGUAACAGAAAUAGUAGGUUCAAAGCAAAGGAGAAUUGUGGGAAUAGUGGUCCAAAUGUUCUUCACUCUUGGAAUCAUCAUUCUCCCUGGAAUUGCCUACUUUAUCCCAAAUUGGCAAGGGAUUCAGCUAGCCAUAACGCUGCCCAGCUUUCUCUUCCUCCUUUAUUACUGGGUGGUUCCUGAGUCUCCCCGCUGGCUGAUUACUCGGAAGAAAGGGGAUAAAGCCUUAAAAAUUCUGAGGAGCAUUGCCAAAUGCAAUGGGAAAUAUCUGUCACCAAAUUACUCGGAGAUCACUGUUACAGAUGAGGAAGUUAGUAAUCCAUCCUUUUUAGAUCUGGUGAGGACUCCCCAAAUGAGGAAAUGCACACUUAUUCUUAUGUUUGCUUGGUUCACAAGUGCGGUGGUUUAUCAGGGCCUCGUCAUGCGCCUGGGAAUUAUCGGAGGCAACCUCUAUAUCGACUUUUUCAUCUCGGGAGUUGUGGAGCUGCCCGCUGCCCUCUUGAUCUUACUGACCAUUGAGCGUUUUGGACGGCGCCUUCCGUUUGCGGGAAGCAACGUAGUGGCAGGAGUGGCCUGUCUUGUCACUGCGUUCUUACCCGAAGGAAUACCCUGGUUGAGAACCACGGUUGCUACCCUGGGAAGACUAGGGAUAACCAUGGCCUUUGAAAUUGUGUAUUUGGUAAAUUCAGAAUUGUACCCAACAACAUUACGAAACUUUGGAGUUUCUCUCUGCUCAGGUUUAUGUGAUUUUGGGGGAAUCAUAGCUCCGUUUCUUCUCUUCCGGCUAGCAGCCAUUUGGCUAGAACUACCUCUUAUCAUCUUUGGUAUCCUGGCAUCUGUCUGCGGUGGGCUCGUGAUGCUUUUGCCUGAAACCAAGGGUAUUGCCUUGCCAGAAACAGUGGAUGAUGUUGAAAAACUUGGCAGUCCAUAUUCGUAUAAAUGUGGCAGGAAAAAGAAAACUCAAGUUUCCAGCUCUCACCUUUGAGACUCCCUGCCAAAGAAGAAAGGAAGGAACCGAUGUGCCUUGCAGACACGUGUGUGUGUCCAUUUCAGCUACCUUAUGCUGUGUGCCUCCACGUGUGUGUCGUACUGUACAAAGACAUUCAGACUAUCCAGAGUAUUUUUCUAUAAUGUGGGCUGAGUUAGGAUUUAUAAUGCUAUUGAAGUUUCUGGGAACAUAUAGUAUGUGGCUGGUUUAGCAAAGGAUCUGUUGUGCGGAUAGCUCCCCCGAGUGAUUUCCUGAAGUUGGAGCAGUGUCUCUGACCCUUUGGGUUACUGAAGGACGAGAGAAGCCCUCCGCAGAGUCCCAUGACCGCUCACUCCAUCACAGAUGCAGGAUGUGCCACCUGGGGGUCUGGGAACAGGGUAUAGAAAGUCCUUCAUCAAACCUGAUCAAGGAACUCAAGCUCUGACCUGAGUGCUCCGAAGCUCCCAGGGAAGAUCAGGAUCUGGAGACAGUGAACCUAAGGACCUUGGGCCACGUGGUACUGAGCCUUCCCUUUCUCUCCUUGCUCUGACUCUGUAAGCGCUGUAGCAUCUGGGCUUGUUGGCACAUUCAGGCCUCAUUCCAUGAUUCAGAACAAAUCCACUGUCCAAUCUGAGGAUUUGGCUCUGUUAUUUCAUCAGUCAGUUUGGGCCUGAGAUGAUUUGGAAUAGCUUGGUCCCGCCUUAGUGGACAUCUAGAGCCACACACUCAGUUCCUAAUUGAACAAAACCCAUGGAAUAUGAUGUCAUAGGUCUUCAUUUUCAUCGUAAAGGGAUAUUUAUCUUACACCUGGGAGUUCAGUUCUGUGAUGCUGCCUGUGGUCAAGAGUGAAAAACACGGAUUGGUCUUGUUCAAUCUUGACACUUUUGUCUUGGGAGGAAGCUUACAUUUUAAUUUAAAAGAAAGGUCAGUUAUAUCCAUGCUUAAAAGAAUUAGCAAAAGCUUUAUAACUGAUGUCAUUAGACACUAAUAAGGAAUUUGGUCCCUUUUUUGUUACGGAGACUUUUGAAAUGUGGAGCUUACAUGCAAACAUGUUAUCUUUCUCUGUUGUUUUGCUUUAUGUGUUGUAUUUGUUGUAUUUUCAGAUUCAGAGUAAAUCUGAUGUAGACUUUUUUUUUUAAUGAAUUAUUUUGUGUGGACAGACAAAAUGGGCACCAAGGGAAAUCUUGCCAAUGAAGAAGAAAAUUCUAUGUGAGCACGUGACAAUAUGUACAGCGUGUGUGUAAACAAGCUUUUUAAUCCUUAAAGCACAACAGAGUUGAAUAUGAGUGUUUUCUUUUUCAACGAGGCAAACACUGCUCUUUGAGGACUUAAAGCUGCAGUCACCCAUUCACGCACACUUGGGUUUUUGCUCUCUCUGCAUUUCUCAUUGCUGUAAGAUGACUGUUCCUCCUUGAAACUCUCACCUUGCAAUUGUAUUUUGAGUUGACAUUUUGGUUCUGAUAACAAUAAAAAAUUUUCCGUUGUCAAGUAAAA